This is a messenger RNA of Durio zibethinus, 3114 nucleotides long. Its product is annotated as putative receptor protein kinase ZmPK1. Gene Ontology annotation, biological process: recognition of pollen; protein phosphorylation. NCBI's taxonomy places the organism in Eukaryota, Viridiplantae, Streptophyta, Magnoliopsida, Malvales, Malvaceae. Gene Ontology annotation, molecular function: protein serine/threonine kinase activity; ATP binding. The record is from RefSeq and is a predicted model, not a curated record.
UUGUGACUUCAUGAACUUAAUAAAAUAUUGUAGUUUUUAGCCUCGGAAUUCACUCACAUGAAACUUGUGCACACCUCUCUGCCUUAAUAAUAGCCAAGCCUUUACCUGUCUUCAAUAUGUCUUCACAAUAUUUUUCAUGGCCACACCAUUGAUCCUACUCGUAUUGUUUUUGUCUUUAUGUUGCCCACUUUCAUCUUCAUCCUCUGAUAGUCUAUGGGCGGGCUCAUCUUUAUCGGUGGAGACUGCAGCUGAUGUCUUAACUUCACCUGAUGGCACUUUCAGUGCCGGUUUCCACUCUGUUGGCCAGAAUGCUUAUUCCUUUGCGAUAUGGUUCAAUAAACCAGCCUGCGGUGCCAACACUUGCACCAUAGUUUGGAUGGCAAAUCGGGACCAACCAGUCAAUGGUAGAUCCUCAAAGCUCUGUCUACUGGAAUCAGGUAAUCUUUUUUUAAUAGAUGCUGCUCAAAUAACUGUUUGGGAAACGAAAACCGUGUCGCAGUCCCCUACCUAUUUGAAAAUCGAAGAUGGUGGUAAUCUUGUCUUGAGUAACUUGGAAGGCCUUAUAUUGUGGCAAAGCUACGAUUCACCCACGGAUACUCUGCUUCCUCUUCAACUAUUCAAUGAGAACACAAAGCUCAUCUCAUCAAGAAGCCAAGGAAACUUCUCCUCGGGCUAUUUUCAGUUUUAUUUUGACACUGAUAAUGUUCUCUGCCUUAUGUACAAAGGUCCUGAGUUUUCAAGCGUUUACUGGCCAAGUCCUUGGCUUUUGAGAUGGGAUGCUGGAAGGUCCACGUUCAAUAAUAGCAAAAUUGCAGUUCUGGAUUCAUUGGGAAAGUUCAGUUCAACCGAUAAAUUUACUUUCUUGUCAGCUGAUUAUGGCUCAAAGAUUUCGAGAAUGUUGAAGAUGGAUUUUGAUGGCAAUAUUCGAUUGUAUAGUCUAAAAGAGGAUGGAGAAACUUGGGUUGUUUCAUGGCAAGCCUUCAAUCAACCAUGCAUGGUUCAUGGAUGUUGUGGACCAAACAGCAUAUGCAUUUAUAUUCCUAAUUUUGGCAGGAAAUGUUCUUGCCUUCCAGGGUAUAAGAUGAAGAAUCAUACUGACUGGUCUCUUCGCUGUGAACCAGAAUUUCAUCUUUCUUGUAACAAAACUGAGGUUGGUUUCCUGAAACUCAGCCAUGUUGAUUUCUUUGGCUAUGAUUUGGGAUUGUAUACUAAUGUCACCUUAGAGCAUUGCCAGAAAAUAUGCUCGCAGUUGUGCGAUUGCAAAGGUUUUCUUUUCAGAUUUAUUAAACCCCCUGAACCCGAUGGUACAUACUGUUUUCCCAAGGUACAAUUGUUGACUGGAUAUCGCCAACAAAAUUUUGCUGGUGAUUUCUACGUGAAAGUGCCCAAGGCCACUGUCUCCUUUUACGGUAACAGUGUUCAAGAUUCCAAGUUACAAUGUUCUAACAAAGUUCAGCCGCUGGAGCGAAAAUAUUUCCAAAGGCAUGAAAAUGAGUCAUUGAAAUCUGCCCUUUGGGCUGCCUGUGCAGUUGGAGCACUCGAGUUUCUUACCAUUUUCUUGGUAUGGUGUUUCUUGAUUAGAACCCGCGACAAUUCAAGCCCAACCUUAGGCUACCUUCUCGCUACAACUGGCUUCAGAAAAUUCACCUAUGCUGAAAUGAAAAAGGCUACAAAUAGUUUCUCAGAAGAGAUUGGAAGAGGUGCAGGUGGAAUCGUAUACAAAGCCACACUUUCCGAUGGCCGAGUUGCAGCAAUCAAGCGACUCAUUGAUUCUAACCAAGGGGAAGCUGAAUUCCUAGCAGAAGUAAACACCAUUGGAAAGCUUAAUCACAUGAACUUGAUUGAGAUGUGGGGCUACUGUGCGGAGAGAAAGCAUAGGCUUCUGGUGUACGAGUUCAUGGAACAUGGGUCCUUAGCUGAAAACCUUUCCUUUAAAGAACUAGAUUGGAAAAAGAGAUAUGAAAUUGCUGUGGGAACCGCAAGAGGCCUAGCUUAUUUACAUGAAGAAUGCUUGGAAUGGGUUCUUCAUUGUGAUAUAAAGCCUCAGAACAUUCUUAUAGACUCUAAAUACCAGCCUAAAGUGUCAGAUUUUGGCCUGUCUUGGCUGCUAAAUAGAGGUGAUGUCAAGUAUUCAAAAGUCUCAAAGAUCCGAGGAACUAGAGGUUACAUGGCACCUGAAUGGGUCUUCAAUCUGCCCAUCACCUCCAAAGUUGAUGUCUACAGCUAUGGGAUCGUUGUAUUGGAGUUAGUGACGGGAAAAAGCCCUGGAAUGGGAAUCCAUGUGACAGAUGAUGGAAGUACAAAAGAACAAAGAACGUUAGUUGCAUGGAUGAGAGAGAACAUGGAAAGAGCCAAAGAUACAGAAACAUGGAAGCAUGAGAUAAUAGAUCCCAAGCUGAAAGGGAUAUAUGAUGAGGAUGAGAUGCUAAUUUUGGUUACGGUAGCUCUGCGAUGCGUUCAGGAAGAUAAAGACGCAAGACCGACAAUGGGUGAAGUAGUUCAUAUGCUCCUUCCUCAUGAAAGCCAUUGAACCAUGGAGGAAUCAUCUCUUGCUAAACAAAUGAGUUUUUUUUUUUUUUUUGGGGGGGGGGGGGGGAGGAGAGUUACGGGGUAAUAUCAAAUAUUUAAGGUUUAUCUCUUUUAGUGUUUCUUAUAAUGAGGAUCGUUCCUGUUAAAGAAACAAGUUUAGAACUCCGUCCUCUCUACUGCCAUGGACACUCUGAAAGAGGGCUUUCAUGCCCCUAGCUAUAUGGCAAUAACAGUACUCGUGUGUAUAUAUAUAUUGAGAUUGCAAAGAUUGGCUUUCAUGCCCCCUACCUGUGUAGCAAUAACAUUAGACUUGUGUAUAGUUGUUGUUUUUACGAGAUUUUCGAAGAUUUAAUUUUGAUUGAACUAAAAAAUUAAUAUUCUAUCCAUUAAUUACCAAUUGAGGGUUAUAAUUGGUUAUUAUAUUCAACUGGUGAUAUAAUCAAUCAAUGAGUUUGUAGUAUAAUUGAAGCUUAUUUAGGUUAAGAAAGUGGAACUCCGUUGAAUAAAACCGAAAUGAAAAUAAGUUUCAUUUUGAAAAGAAAGUUAAUGUAUUUUCUCCGAAAGUCCAUAAGCCAAUAUGAUGAU